Molecule: messenger RNA, 6782 nt
Organism: Candoia aspera
Lineage: Eukaryota; Metazoa; Chordata; Lepidosauria; Squamata; Candoiidae
Exons: 5
Coding region: 3494-4636 (380 amino acids)
Biological process (GO): DNA replication
Molecular function (GO): DNA binding; DNA-directed DNA polymerase activity; nucleotide binding
Source: RefSeq, a predicted model, not a curated record
CCUCGGUCACAGAACAUGCUUGCUGGCACUGGGUGAGUUCACCCACACAUCUUUAGAGGAGGCAGACAGCCAAGGAGCCAGGAGGGGAGUAAUAAGUGAACUGGAAAUGAUCAAGUGAUUAUUGCAAGGCUGUAAUUUGAAACCAUCAAAGCUAAUAGAAAACUUCGUACCCAGCAAAUACUACUACCAUGCCAUUACAAUCAGAAUAAUCAGCCUUUGUUUUAUUUAAGAAUAUGUAAGUAAUAGAACAAUAUAUUUGUUUCUGUUUACCUGUCUCCCUGUUGAAUGGUUUGCUUGAAUUCCACAUGGAACCUCCCCACCUGUACACCAGGACCAGGCAUUUCUUUCUCCCAGCUGAGAGUUAGGGAAGAAGAAUUCCUGUGUUCCUGUGGGGUUGUGAUGGAGUGCAUGUAGGAACAGACAGGGAGGUCUUUUGUCAAUGUUAAGGUGCCAGUGUAUGUUUUCUGUUUGUGAUAGUCUGACCAUAUUUCCUUGAGAUAAAAACGGGACAUUGGGAUGGCAAAAUAGGGCAGGCCUGGGUGACAGGCUGGAUCGGCAGACAGGAACUUCUUCCGUUUUCUCGGGCUGGGAAUCUUCAGAUUCCUUCAUUUGCAAGAGGCAAGGCUGGACUGGAGUAGUAAUAGUACAUACUUUUACCUAGUGUGGCUUAUCAGUACUUUUAAUCAGUGACAUCAUCAGUGAUGUUAUCAAAGUAAGCAAACCCACGUGGUGCUUAUGUCACCAGGUCAUGACCCUAAGCGGAAGUGACGUGCCCAGCCCCCAACCUCCCAGAUAUGACGUGCAUAGCCCUCCUCCCCGGAUGUGAUAUGCAUAAUCCUCCCCUCACAUGGUGCAGGACUUGCAAGGUCAUAACCCUAGCCGGAUAUGACGCACGGGACCUAACCCCACCAAGAAAAGCGCGAGGUCGUAACCCUAAGGCCCUGGGCACGUGAUUAGAUUAACCCCUAGCCUAAUUCUAUGGGCGUUCAAAGCCAAAACAGCUAAGUAAAGUGAACAGAGGCCUAGGCAGCCCUGUAUUUUUGGGAAACAAACCCUUACUUUGUGCCCUGUGCCCUGUGAACCAAAAAAUAAUAGCCUAACAAUGCUUUUAAUUUUUCUGUAGUGCUAAAAAUCAGUGCCUCGAAUACUGGAAAAUGAUCCCCUAAAAGGCAGCCCCGGCCUGCGUUUGACCCCUUUUUUUAAAAUCACUUCCUCGAAAGCAGGAAAGAAAGCCCUUUUAAAACCACAGCCAGCUUUUACCUUUGUAAAAAGUCUAAAGGCGCAUAUUUUGCCAAUUGUAUCCUCAAAUCCGCAUGUACACGUAAGUGUUUGAAGCACGGCCUUAAUAAAAUUUAUUCCGCCCCUACGGCAAAAGACAAGGAAUAUUAACGGGAAUUAAAAUAAUCACAGGCAACAAUCAACCAGGCAGCAAGCAUCCGGUCAUGAUACUUAUUAUGGGUACAUGUCAGGACUGCGAUUCCAGGCAUGCGUGUUUGUGUCUGCUAGUAAAAAAAGAGAUUAGGUCUUGUUCAGGACAUGCCCAGGCAUGUCAGCCCCCCCGCGAUUCUGGGCAUGCAACAGGACAUGCACAAGCCUUGUUGACAUGUCUUUGCAGGGGCAGGGGAGUUUGUGCAGACAGGCCUGAACAGCUACUGGUUUAAAUCCAGCAGUCUUUUGAAAAAUAAAAGACAUGUAUUUUGAAGAUGGCAAAUGCUGAUGGAGAUUUGUUUGAUGUAAAUUUGGACCCCAAACCUCCCAAGCGUGGGCAUAGAAUAAGAAAAGGACCUGUGUUAUAUGCCCUCCUUGAGGAGAAUGAACUUAUAAAGCUUUGUAAUUGCAGGUUCUGCAAAACAACAAAUGGUAAGUAAAUAUAAAAAUUAAGAAAAAAGUAUUUUGAUUAGUUGAAACAGCUAGCCUAAUUCUACCUUAUUUCCUGUUUUAGAAAUGGCAGAGUCUCAAAAUGUUAGCAUGCCUCAGAUUCUGAAAGUGUGUAUCAUUAAAAUAUUACAUCAUUGUUUAAUGGCGUGUCUACAAUCAGAUGAAGACCAUGUGGAUGGAACCAAUGAAACAGAACUUAUUGACAGUUUAUGCUUUCGACUUUCUAUUCCUCACGUUCUGUGGAUCAUCAUCACUAUUUCUGACAAAGUGGAUAAAUUAUAUUUUACCCGGGACACCCUUGGCGAGCUCAAGACAUUCAUACAAUGUAUCGGGAAGAACAGUAAACCGCUUUCAUUAAUGUCUGAAGAGUAUGAAUUGUCAGAUUCAGAAUGCCUGAGGGCAUAUGAAGAAUGCGAGGAAGACUGGCUCUUUGCAUCCUUUACGAAGUCUACAGAUUCACAAGGGGUUCAGGACAUUAUGGAGCCUCAGCCUUCCACAAGCCACACACCAUGAAUGCUGUUAGGAGAACCGUCCUGCAAAAAAGCAAAAAUGCGUGGAGGUGGACUUCCUACAGACUCCCCAGAUAGCGUUACCAGUACAGAUUGGUCCAUGUCAGAAUCUCAGCCAGCAUCUUGGAUAAAUUCAAUAAAUACACAGAGCCCAGAGGUCGUCUACCUGGCGAGGAUACAAACAUGGCAGAGACCAAUCCGCAAUUACAACGCAAUGGAGCUCUAUCAGCGUUACCCAUUUAUAAAUCUAGACAGAAUUUUCUCAUUCAGCCAUGCUAUAGAUAUUAUUCAUAACGAGAUACAAAAGCUGUUGAAUAAUGUCUCCAGGGAAAUAGGUCCAAAUGAUUUUGUUCAGCUCCAGUUGGAUGCGGAGGGCCUAAAUAAACCCUCUCUUUUCUGUUAGGAGACAUACAGAUGAUUUAAAUGCUGAUGAGUUCCUGAGCCAUGUUGAAAGCUUGCUACAGAGCAAUGUUGAAGUGUUGUGGGGUGGCAAUUUACAACUGGUGGGUCACCAUUGUGAAUAACAGUCAGGGGGGUGGACUUAGAAAGUUAAGCACGGUGUUAUUCACCAGGGUCCUGGAGAAAAAAAGACGACAUCUGGUUGAUUUCAAUGUGGAAGGGUUAUUUCUAUGUUUUGCCGGGUGUCUGUUGUGUUUGUUAGACAACAGGGCAUUUACAAAGCAAGAAAUUAUUGCCAAGGCCAUGGAUCUCCACAGCAGGCUGGGUAUUUCCGCAGAAAAAAGGAUUACCCUUUCACAGGUACACCUCUUUGAAGAGCAUUUAGGGGUCACUAUAAAGGUUUUGUUUUAUAUGCAGGGUGGGUGGAGAUUUUUUGUCACAGGUAGACCGCAGCAAGAAAAAUUGGUGUUUAUAUUAUUACAUGACAAGCAUUACUAUGGCAUCAAAAAUAUCAAGGGCUUUCUGGGUGAACGCUAUUUCUGCAAAUUAUGCCACGCACCCUAUCACCACAAAUUUAACCACAAUUGCCAAUACCUCUGCCGAGCUUGCCUGAAGCAAGAGUACCAGGAGGUGUCAGUGGAGAAGGCAAGAUGCAGUAAGUGCAAAAUGUUUUGCCGCUCUAAGGCCUGUCUUGAAAGGCACACACAAUGGCUAUGGAAGGAAAAGUUGACUGUAAGAAUAAAGUAUAUUGUGAAACUUGCAGGAUUUAUGUUGUUACUCCCCACAAAAAAUGCAAGAAAGCCACGUGUGGGCAAUGCUCUGAGAAGGUAGAAAGUCUGGAAGGACAUUUAUGUUUUUUGAAACCGUCGGCCUGCCCGAAAAUUGGUGAAAGAUACAUCAUUUAUGAUUUUGAAUGCUGCCCAGAGAUGGGGGUGCAUAUACCAAAUUAUGUGUAUGCCAUGGAUAUGCUGAAGGAUGGCAAUGAUAAAGAUAUAGUAAGUUGGGACUGUUAUGGUGUUAGGUGCCUGGAGCAAUUUGUGAAGAAAUUUAUGAAUCGUAAGUUUAAAGGAUGUACUUUUAUCGCUCACAAUGCUAAAGGUUAUGAUGGGCACCUGGUGCUGAUGCAGUUGAUCCUUGAAAAGGUUAAGGUUGAACUGAUAAGUCAGGGGGGCAAGCUGCUGUGUAACAACCUCCCGGCUUAUAAGAUUCAGUUUAUUGACAGCCUCUCCUUUUUGCCCCUUAAACUAAGCAAACUACCCAAAGCCAUGGGGUUUCAAGGCAGCAAGGGGUAUUUCCCCCAUUUGUUCAAUACUGUCAUGCGCUGCCUGCCUCUGAAUAAUACUCAGACACUGGUUCGUGGAUCAGGCUCUGAUUUAUUCACAGCGCAGUUACAGCGUUGGAAGAAAAAAGCUGAGAGUGACAGGAGCGCGCCGGUGCGGGGUUUAAAUACCCCGCGCCGGUCAGCGCCCCCUCACUCGCGGUCACGUCACCCCCCUUUGUCCAAUACGUUGCCCUGCCGGUGGGUGAGGGGUUCCGGGAUCGCCCAUCAUCAGGUUUUCUAUUCCUCUGCUGAUUGCUGUCAGCUGGGCGAUCUCCGUUGUAUUGGCGCUGAUGGCUUGGGUGUGCUCCGUGAUCCGUUUAGUUAUUGUUUGUUGGCCGUUAGUCGUUGUGGGUUGAUGGCUACUUAUCUUGCACCCCUUCACCUAUUUCCUUGCUAUUGUCAUGUGUGCCAUUGCGCUGAUGACUUCAGCUCAACGGCACUCAUGACAAAUACAAUGGCCAAUCAAGACUACGUGGGGCCGCUCCCUGAUGUCAAGUAUUACAGCCCAGUGAAAGAGAAGAAUCCCUGAAAUGGCAGGCUGCUAAUACAGGUACUGUGUUCAAACUAAAGAAAGCUCUGGCUUACUACUGUAGACAAGACGUGGAGAUACUGAGGGAGGCCUGCAUUCGAUUUAGGGAGCAGGUGAUGGAAAUGACAGAACAUGAGUGUCUCAGAGAUGCCAGGGGGGAUACUGUUGAGGAAAUAGAGGUUCAUUGCAUUGACCCCUUCCAGUAUAUUACAUUGGCAUCUGUCUGCAUGGCCCAGGACCUGUUCAUGUAUUUGAAGAGCAAUGCCAUUGCUCUAGCUCCUCUGGACUCUUACCACGGGACACAGAAAAGGUAUUCGGCUCCAGCCAUUCAGUGGCUGUUGCAUACAGCACACGCUGAGAAUCUCAACAUAUAGCAUGCUCUGAAUGGGGGUGAAAAGCAAGUAGGCAAAUAUUUUUGGAUGGAUUUGCUAUCAUAGACGGGAGUCCUACUGCUUUUGAAUUUCACAGUUGUUUUUUUCAUGGGUGCCCUGUCUGCUACGCUGAAAAAGACUUCAGCAAAUUACUCGAUUCAACAUAUGGCGGCCUGCACAACCAUACUAAGAUUAAAGAAGAGUACCUCAGGGACCAGGGUUAUGCUGUGCGCAGCAUCUGGGAACAUGAAUGGAGGGCCAUGGUGGAGGCUGACACCUCUUUGAAGCAGUUUCUAGUUGAGAAUAAGCUCCCAACUCCUUUGAAUCCAUGAGAUGCUUUUUUUGGUGGUAGAACAAAUGCUACAUGCCCGUAUUACAAACCAAAACCUGGGGAGCAAAUCUUAUAUUACCAUUUCACCAGUUUGUACCCUUUUGUGAACAAGACCAAGGAAUACCCAACUGGCAAUCCUCAAGUCCUCUAUCGAAACUUUGGGGCCAUAAAGCAGUAUUUUGGGAUAGCCAGAGUCAAAGUGUACCCUCCAAGGAACCUUUAUCUCCCAGUCCUGCCCCACAAAUCGGGGGGAAAAUUAAUGUUUAGUUUGUGUGCAGCCUGCACAGAAAAGCAGCAAACCACCCCCUGUAAACACAGUGAUGAGGAAAGAGCUCUGACCGGGAGAUGGUGCACUGUUGAAAUGAAUGUAGCUUUAGAAGAGGGUUACAGAAUUGUUGAAAUCUAUGAGAUCUGGCAUUUUGAAAGAAAAUCAGACGCACUAUUUUCAGGUUAUAUGAAUGCCCAUCUCAGACAGAAACAGGAAGCCAGUGACUGGUGCAAAACAGAACAGGAUAAAGAUCAAUAUAUUCAGGAUUAUGAAAAGAUGGAAGGUGUCCACUUACAACGUGAGCACAUUGAAGCAAAUCCUGCUAAAAGGCAGAUUGCCAAACUCUUUUUAAACCCACUGUGGGGCAAGUUUGGUCAGAGCACCAACCACAUGACAACCUCUGUGGUGACAAAUCCUCAGGAUUUAUUCAAAUAUCUUUUUGUGCCCUAUUAUAAUGUUACCUCAUGUGAGUUUGUGGAUACAGAAAUAGCCAUUGUGACAUGGAAAAUAGCCAAGAACCACCCCGCCAAAUCAACAUGCACAAAUGUAUUCAUUGCCAGUUUUACAACAGCUUAUGCACAGUUGGAAUUAUACAAGCUACUGGACAGGUUGGGCGAUAGGUGCCUGUACCAUGACACUGAUUCAGUCAUUUUUAUAAGUAGAGAGGGGGCGUGGACACCUCCUUUGGGUGAUUAUUUAGGGCGGCUGACAAGUGAGAUCCUGCCAAACACCAUGAUCACAGAAUUGGUGGUGGCCGGGCCCAAAACGUAUGCUUAUGCUUUGUCCAGUGGUGAAGUGGUGCUAAAGGUGAAGGGAAUUACGCUAAACUUUGCUAAUUGUGAUAAGGUUAAUUUUGACAGCUUGAAAGAUUUGGUAGAUGAUUAUUGUCAUGUUCGCCGUUUCAAUGUCUUUGAUACAUUGUAACGUUUCGCAUGUCAUUAGCUGGAUAUGUGUUUCAUCUUUCACGGGAGGAUGGGAGUAGUUAUCUCUUGGCUGUGCUUUGGAAUGUGUUUGCUUUAUCUGCUAUGUUCAAGGUUACUUUCCCAGGCUAGCAGGUCUGACGAUUGCUAGCACCUGGGAUGGGCGGGGCUGUUGCCAGGGAGGCGGGAUACGUUCGCACCGAGGGUUUUAAGUUUGUAUUUGGCGCGCUUUUGCUCAUUCUCAGCUUUCUCUGUA